AAGAAAACGCGUUUGGCUAAAUAAGUCUAGUGUUGGGCACCAAAGAACGUUGGAUCUUGGAAGGUCGAUUUGGGAAGCUUAAUCCAUUGCUUGGAGCUAACGAUCAACUUAAAACUUGUGUCAUACGCGCGUGGUAUAAACAGAAAACCUGGACUGCAUUGUUGACUAACUUCACUUUUGGAAAAGCACGUGUGUGUGGAUACAAAGUGUGAUGCAGCCAUGAAAAAAGGGCUCCACCGGUUGCAUAGCAUCCCCGGAGAAUAUACGACAAUUUGAACAUUUACAUUCAUGCUUCAUUAGGAUGAGCAAGGGACCACGUUCAAGUACUUCUAUGUAUUCGAGGUUCUGGUUGGUAAUUGUAUUUCUGACUUCUCGCAUUCGUACAAAUAAAGUUAAUGGCAAGUGUCACACAGCGGAAUACUCUGUGAGAGGAAUGUACCUCCGUGGUCACACGUUUAAAAACGUCGAAGUGAAAUUACAUGAGACGUGCUACUUCAAGUGCACGGAAGAAGUCACAUGUCAGAGCUACAACUUCGUCAUUGGUCUUAACAUAUGUGAGCUAAACAAUCGUACAAAGGAAGCAAGACCAGAAGAUUUUUUGCCAGAUGAGAUGAGAUACUACAUGAAGCGUCUUACUAACAGAGUACCCCUAGGAUCUACCGCCGAGCUUCCAGCUGAAUCGUGCACAGAGGUUAAAGCAAGUGAAGGAAAUGAUGUGGAAAAUAGGAAACACUGGAUAUACUCUGAUGAGAAAAGUUUGCCAAUAGAGGCUCUUUGUGAAGGUAGCUGGCAGAAGGUAAAUGGUGAAGAUUCUAUCUGCUUUGGAGCGAGAGAUAACCAGUAUGGUUCCGUGACAAUCCCCAAAAGUGGACGUCUCCGAGCCAUGAAGCUCAUCCGCAAAUCAGGAUCGUUACGCUGCAAUCGCGUAACUGGCUCAUCGUUCUGGGGUUGCACUUACUGUGCAUAUAAUGGAACACUCUCGACAAUUAUAACAGAUGCUGAUAAAAACGCCGUCCUACCUCCUGAUGAAGACCUAGAAGGGUUUGAUGUCUCACAAUCUCACGAAUGUGGCACCGAAAAACACUUUUACAGUCUCGAUGGGACCAGCCACAAUUCUACUGUACUGGUUUUUCGCAACCUUUCGAAUCCGUUGUCUGUGUCACGCGAUCAAGAGUUGCAGAUAUGGUACGGGCAAGAUCUGAAAGACUGUUCGGAAAGUGGGAACAGUGGUGAAACUUGUGUUGAUGUGUUUGCAUGGUAUGAGUAAGAGAACCGUCACUCAGAAAAAAUUUCAAUCGAAUACCAAAA
Pocillopora verrucosa is the source of this 1308-nucleotide messenger RNA. NCBI's taxonomy places the organism in Eukaryota, Metazoa, Cnidaria, Anthozoa, Scleractinia, Pocilloporidae. The record is from RefSeq and is a predicted model, not a curated record.